This is a messenger RNA of Arctia plantaginis, 1638 nucleotides long. The record is from the annotation of a GenBank genome assembly. NCBI's taxonomy places the organism in Eukaryota, Metazoa, Arthropoda, Insecta, Lepidoptera, Erebidae.
AUGGAAGACACAGAGACUAAACCGUGUCCUAAUUGCAAACGCGAGAUUCCAUGCGUGAACUUCACUAUCCACAGCGUACAUUGCGCACGCAACAUCCGCAUGUGCCCGGUGUGCAAAGAACCUGUACCCCACAAUGAGCUGCAGGAACACCAUGACAAACUACACAAACUUCUGCCGUGUAAGAAAUGUGGGGAGAGCGUCUGCGGCACCGAUUUGGAAGACCACAUACGGGACUCUUGUGCGCACACUAUUAAAUCCUGCAGAUUCUGCGAAUUAGAGGUCCCUAGACGUGACUUGCCUGCGCACGAGAAUUACUGCGGUGUCCGCACGGAACAGUGCCCUGAGUGUAGCGAGUGGGUCAUGAUUAAAUACCGUCAACUUCAUAUCGAUUCUAACCAUGGCUUCAUUCGACUCGAUGAUGAUCCCACACCGGUCUCUAAAAAGGACCCUCCAAUAACCACUACAUCAAAGCCUUUAAUUACUAAAUUCACCAAUAUACCGUCCACAAGUAACGGCCAUCUGCAGACAACUACCAAACUUGAGAGCAGAACAAAUGGUUAUGUUAAAAAUGUCAACCAGGGACCCAACACUGAAUUGAGAUACUUUGACAAGCCAGGCACAAGUUCAAUUCUCGAUGCGGGAUCUACGAAUGGCUGGAGAACGUCGAAUCCUAUCAAUGGACCUAAGCCACCCGUAAAAAGAACCAAUGACCAGCCACAGAUCAACACCAAUGUAGCCGCGGAGAAUAAAGUCGAUAAGAAUCUAGGCAUAUCACGUGGUGCUGUCAAGAAACGUCCGGCUCCGAAACCACCGACUGAACCAUCCACUUUAGAACCGCUCCGCGACCUGCCCUACUACAGUGCUUUACAACGGAAACAGCAUGAAGAGAAAGCAAGACAAGAACAGACUGCUUAUAACCUGUCUGUAGGUCUGCCGCCAGUCUUAAGUCCUGCAGCGAAAUUAGACAAACUUCGGAAGAUGGAUGCUCUCCAAAACCCUGAACCUCAAGUAAACUUUAAGGACAAACUCCAAGGUCGCGUGUGGAAGACUCCAGACAAUGAGGCCAGUGGUUCUGGAUAUGUUUUAGGUUCCAAUGAAAACGAGAGGACUAGACAAGAGUUCAAAAACUUGAAGCCAAUGACUCCUCAGGAGUUCAUGCAAAGAUUCAGUGAAUUACAAUUGAGAAAUGACGGAGAGUUAAAUAGAAGGAAGAGUGCUGAUAGAUUCAGUGAGAUUAAAUCAAGUUUGAGGGAACUAAGAAGAGGCUUGAACGAGGUAACGGCACCAUACAAUUCUGCCUUGAAUAAUAAUGGGGAGCGAGCAAACCCGCCUCCGCCACAGGACGAUGAUCGACUUCCAUGCGAGUUCUGUGAUACACUCAUUCCUGCCGCAGACUUGGUGCAACAUCAAACGGGCUGCCGUCCGGAUUUGGCACAAUUCCGACCUAGAACGGUUUCACCCGUGGCCCAAGUCCAGUCCGCGUCAAGGUCAGCACCGCGGUCGCAGGUCGCCCGGCAGGACUCCUACGAAGAUCCUGUAAUACCUUGCGAAUUCUGUUUGGAGUCUUUACCCGUCUACCUCAUCAGCGAACACCAGGAGCGAUGUGGACGUGAAGCGAAUUUACUCUAUGCAGACUGA